AUGGAUAAUGCUAAAACAAAUGAUGUUGCGGUUUCAUAUUUGAAAAGGAGGUUGAAGAGUUGGAAGAAUGGUUGUGUCUUGGAAGCUUGUGUUGAGAAGGCAAAGAUUGAAUCUAAAGGACCUUUGGCUUUGGAUGUACCAACUAGAUGGAAUUCCACUUAUUUGAUGUUGGAAGCUGCUUGUAAGUUUAAGAAGUCUUUUGAUAGAAUGGAGGAGAAGGAUGAGCAAUAUGUCUUCUAUUUUAAAGGUGGGACACCUCAAGCAUUGGAUUGGGAGAAAGCUCGUGUAUCUGUUAGAUUUUUGAAAACCUUUUAUGAUGUUAUAUUCACAUUUAGUGCUUCUUUAAAAGUAAAUUCCAAUUUGUUCUUUAGUGAAUUGUCAAAGAUUGAGUUGGAAUGGAUAGUGGACAAAGAUACUUUUGUAAGUAAUAUUGCUACUAGCAUGAAGAUGACACUUGAUAAAUAUUUGGGGCCUAUUGGGAAAAUUAAUAAAUUGUUAUUUGUUGCCCAUGUUCUAGAUCCAAGAUUCAAACUUAGUUUCAUUAAAAUUGCUAUUGAUAGGCUAUAUCCUCAAGAAGUUUGUAAUGAAAUUUUGCAAGGUGUGAAGGAUGCUUUAAAUAGGUUAUUUGAAUUUUAUGUCACUUUGACAAUUCCUCCUUGUGCUCAAUCUUCAAAGGAUGUCCAACCAACAAAUGUGGCAAAUAUUUUUACUUUUACUUCUAGUGGCCAUGAUGAAGGAAAAUGUAUAAUGGGAGAGUUUAAGAGGAGGAAGAUGGCUAGUGGUCUUCACAUGAAAAAUGAGCUUGAUAGGUAUUUAAAUAUGCCGGAUGAAGAUGGGGACAAUGAGAUGUUUGAUGUAUUAGAGUGGUGGAAAGUGAAUUCCACUAAAUAUAAGGUUUUAUCCUUACUUGCUCAGGGUGUAUUUGUUAUUCUAUUGUCUACAGUUGCUUCGGAAUCCACUUUUAGUACCGGAGGGUGUAUUUUGGAUCCAUAUAAGAGCUCAUUAACCCCAAAAAUGGUGGAGGCAUUAAUAUGUUCUCAAAAUUGGAUUAGAUCAAUCCCUCUCCCGUUGGACAUCCGCAUUUAUGAUGAUUGCUUCAAAGUGUGCCAAGUUGUUGAAAAACGUACUUUUAUAAUUGCUUUAUAA
Molecule: messenger RNA, 1146 nt
Organism: Ziziphus jujuba (common jujube)
Lineage: Eukaryota; Viridiplantae; Streptophyta; Magnoliopsida; Rosales; Rhamnaceae
Product: zinc finger BED domain-containing protein RICESLEEPER 2-like
Exons: 2
Coding region: 1-1146 (381 amino acids)
Molecular function (GO): DNA binding; protein dimerization activity
Source: RefSeq, a predicted model, not a curated record